This is a messenger RNA of Haemonchus placei, 240 nucleotides long. The record is from the annotation of a GenBank genome assembly. NCBI's taxonomy places the organism in Eukaryota, Metazoa, Nematoda, Chromadorea, Rhabditida, Trichostrongylidae.
AUGCUUGUGGUGUUCUCUGCAUUGGUUGCAGCCAGAGACUUGCAUCUUCCAGAAUACAAUCCAUUACAAUUGUUCAUUGCCUCAAAUCCUCAUGAAUGGUACGAUAAUAACGCUGAGAAGACGUUUGAGUUCGUUGAAAAGAAGAUCGCUAUCCCACUGUUCGCACGGCUCGUCUGGGGAGUGAAGACCGUGAAUUCGACAGCGAUGUUCCGAACAGAUGCUGUGACUCCACUGGAGUGA